This is a messenger RNA of Ochotona curzoniae (black-lipped pika), 449 nucleotides long. It is a transcript of the gene FSHB, whose product is annotated as follicle stimulating hormone subunit beta. Bases 26 to 415 code for a protein of 129 amino acids. Gene Ontology annotation, biological process: G protein-coupled receptor signaling pathway. Gene Ontology annotation, cellular component: extracellular region; cytoplasm. The record is from RefSeq and is a predicted model, not a curated record. NCBI's taxonomy places the organism in Eukaryota, Metazoa, Chordata, Mammalia, Lagomorpha, Ochotonidae. Gene Ontology annotation, molecular function: hormone activity. The transcript has 2 exons.
GUUAUUAUUUGUGUCCCAGACCAGGAUGAAGUCAGUCCUGUUUUGCUUCCUUUUCUGUUGCUGGAAGGCAAUUUGCUGUAGUAGCUGUGAGCUGACCAACAUUACCAUUGCAGUGGAGAAAGCAGAGUGCCGCUUUUGCAUCAGCAUCAACACCACUUGGUGUGCUGGCUAUUGUUUCACCAAGGAUCUUGUGUUUAAGGACCCAGCAAGGCCCAACAUCCAGAAGACAUGCACAUUCAAGGAGCUGGUAUAUGAGACAGUGAGGGUGCCUGGUUGUGCUAAGCAAGCUGAUUCUCUGUACACAUACCCAGUGGCCACUGAAUGUCACUGUGGCAAGUGUGACAGUGAUAGCACUGACUGCACUGUACGAGGUCUUGGGCCCAGCUACUGCUCCUUCAGUGAAGUGAAAGAGUAAAGAAGAGUGGACAUUCCAAGCACCUACUCAUGUC